Homarus americanus (American lobster) is the source of this 2241-nucleotide messenger RNA. RefSeq names its product tripartite motif containing 13-like. The record is from RefSeq and is a predicted model, not a curated record. Bases 626 to 2176 code for a protein of 516 amino acids. Gene Ontology annotation, biological process: protein ubiquitination; protein peptidyl-prolyl isomerization. Gene Ontology annotation, molecular function: peptidyl-prolyl cis-trans isomerase activity; ubiquitin protein ligase activity. The transcript is spliced from 6 exons. Lineage: Eukaryota; Metazoa; Arthropoda; Malacostraca; Decapoda; Nephropidae.
CCUCUUGGACAAGUUGGUGUCUGUGAGAAUAUACAGCUCACUUGUGGGUUCUCUAUUGGACAAUUGAGCUCUUCUGCUGUUAUGAGAAUUACUGCAGUCUUAGUACGUAAUAACUAUUGUAUGAAGUAAGAUGGCGUAUGAUAUGCAGCCGCGAGAGAUAACAAAGAUAAGAAAUGUGUGACUCUUAAUCAUAUGGUAACCGAACUUGUACUGCUGUCUGCUGUUAACGGUUAUUGGCUGCUGUCUGCUGUUAACGGUUAUUGGCUGCUGUCUGCUGUUAACGGUUAUUGGCUGCUGUCUCCUGUUAACGGAGGGAGAAGACCCAGUGUUCAUCUUCAUCAGACCCGGAGAGCUGAGCCACGUGUUGGCCCCAACUGACGGUCACACUCAGCAGUUGUUGGCCCCACUGACGGUCACAACCAGCAGUUGUUGGCCCCACUGACGGUCACAACCAGCAGUUGUUGGCCCCACUGACGGUCACAACCAGCAGUUGUUGGCCUCACUGACGGUCACACUCAGCAGUUGUUGGCCUCACUGACGGUCACACUCAGCAGUUGUUGGCCCCACUGACGGUCACACUCAGCAGUUGUUGGCCCCACUGACGGUCACACCAACACUGAUAACGAUGGACAACCCAGAGCAAUGUCAAGUUUGUUUUGAAAACUUUGAUAAAGAUCUUCGACGGCCUCGCAGUCUGUCGUGUGGCCACAUCUUUUGCUCCCAAUGCCUUGGGGACAUGGUGAAGAACCUUCCGCUCACCUGUCCGAAAUGCCGGUCAGUGAACAGAGCUACGACUAUUGCUGAAUUACCAAUUAGUCAUACUACAGAGACCUUCGUAAAAAGGGUCAAAGACCUCCAGAUCAAGCCAGCUGCAACAUCAACAAAGCCUCACCAAGUCCGACCCAAAACGACCAACAAGGAGUUGUGGUCCACUUCGCCAGAACACAAGUGCAGGAUCAGCAGCCUCAUCAAUGACUGUGAAGAGAAACUGUCACAACUGGUCAAGUAUGGGGAGACGUUGAAAGACUGGACUACUGAACACCUCCAGCUCCAAGAUAGACUUAAGGAGCAGAACCAGGCAGCAAUAGACCUUCUGAAACAGGAGACAACCAUUGUGGUGGACAUGACGACAGAAGGAGAGGAUGGAAAGCGUCAGCUGGAGGCCAUGCUGGGCAGCCUCGACACAGUCAACAGUGAACAGAGCUCCACAAAGAUCGACGACGUUAAUCACUGCAGUAUGGAUACAGAAGUCUGGAUCCAGAAGUGCCAGAAAGUGUUCCCUGACGCCAGCACCGUGCACACAUCUGUGAAGGUGAAGAACACCAUCAGCGAGGCCCUGGAGAGGAUGACCACAGUACCUGGUGCCACAGCCGUCCCAUACUGGGAAGACUCAACCCUCACCAUCAUGGAGAAAGUUGAAAAAAUUAGUAGUGAAGGGGCCACGUUGGAUGAGGACAACUUCAGUGUUAAGGAUCUCGGUCGUCCGGGCAUCAGGAGGGUGGUGGAGGCUGGCCGGGUGUCGGCUGUUCUGGAAGACCAAGUUGGCCGCCGCUACUGCAAGAUAACUCGACGAGAUGGACGGCUGUACCUGCACACACUCCGGCCCACACCUGCCCACACUCCCCUGCCCACGCCCACCUACACCAUAAAGCACAGCACCGUAAUGGACGCCCUCGACUCCUCCUCCACCCUCGUAUUUCUUGACCUGGGAUGGAAGGGGUCAACAAAGGGGCGGGUCCACAUCCGGCUGCGCCCUGACACGCCCCUUGGAAGACAAUUCACCUUGUUGUGUACAGGCCAGAAUGGACACACCUUCGCCGGUACUAACAUGCUAGUCGUAGGGUUUAAAGGCAAGUCUCAGGAGUUUGUGGCGGGUGGAGACUAUGAGUUUAAUGAUGGGAGGGGAGGAGUCUCACUACUGCCUGACCUCCAGGAUGAGUACCAGGUGUCAGACAGGGCGGGGGCUGUGGGGUCACGGUGGGGGCCGGGGAGAAGAGAUCGUGGAGCACAGUUCGUCAUCACCACCAGGGACAGGAGUGAUGGUGAGAAGUACAGCAGUAUCUUUGGGCAGGUGACGAGCGGACUGGAGGUGUUGACAGCAGCAGUCAACCAUACGGAUAUCUGUGAGGUGAUUGUGGUAGACUGUGGUGUUGUCUUGACUAUAUCAUCACCAUGAGUCACCAUCACCAUGUGUCACCAUCACUGUCACCAUCACCCUGUGUCACCAUCACCAUGUGUCAC